AUGGCGAAAAACAACAAGGACUUUGUUUUUCCUAAUGGAUGCCAUCUGGACAGAGGAGAAGAAGAGAGGCACGUUGUCCACCUAGGCGUCCGUCGAGGUGGACCGGCAAUGGGACGUGCCGAGCACUUCACGGAUGUUCAGAACUAUUCGGUCCACACGCUGGUCUUUAGGUCACUCAAGAGGACUCCUGACAUGUUUGUGUCCGACCAAGCAAAGUACAUGGCAUUAGACGAAAAAAUUCACAAGCUGAAAAUGGCUGUGAAACUGAAAAGCGAGUACGAUGCUGUCCUCCACAUUCGUGUCUUGAAGGAGCCCAAAGAACGAAUGGCUUUGCCGACCAUCAAUGUACUGCUUCAGCUGGGUUACACACUACCAGUAUCAAAUGACCCAGAGUACAUGAUCACAGGGACACACACUUAUCCGUCUGGACCAGGUAUUGCUCUGAUAAAAGUCACGAAAAUACACGAUCCUCCCGUCAAACUUGGAAUUAAUCAUGUAGCGGACGUUCUGGUGCCGCCGCUUUCCGCCUCGCAAGACACUGGCCGCACCGCCGCCAGCGUUCCCGACAUCCAUUGGCACGCCGGGGCAGCGGAGCAAUCGCUCCCUCCUUCGACCACGUUGUCGCUGGCGGAAAGCGGAGGGACCAGAACGUCCGCUCUCAUCAGGCGAGCGCCCAGCAUGCCAAAGCCUCAGUGGCACCCACCGUGGAAACUUUUUAAGGUCAUCAGCGGUCACCUCGGCUGGGUGCGCUGCAUCGCCGUGGAGCCAGGCAAUCAGUGGUUCGUCACCGGCUCUGCUGAUAGGACUAUAAAGAUCUGGGACCUUGCGAGCGGGAAGCUGAAGCUGACGCUAACGGGCCACAUUAGCACGGUACGCGGUGUGGCGAUCAGCAGUCGUAGCCCCUACCUCUUUUCAUGUGGCGAGGACAAGCAAGUCAAGUGCUGGGAUUUGGAGUACAACAAGGUCAUCCGACACUACCACGGCCACCUGAGCGCUGUGUACGGCCUGGACUUGCACCCCACCAUAGACGUGCUGGUGACGUGCAGCAGAGACGCCACGGCCAGGGUGUGGGACAUCCGCUCCAAAGUCGAUGUGCACACGUUCACCGGUCACACCAACACUGUGGCCACGGUCCGGUGUCAGGCCGCCGAGCCGCAAGUCAUUACAGGGAGCCACGACUCAACCAUCCGGUUGUGGGACUUGAUUGCGGGCAAAACCAGAGCCACGCUGACUAAUCACAAGAAGUCAGUCAGAAGCGUUGUGCUGCAUCCACGACAAUACACUUUUGCCUCCGGUUCGGUCGACAACAUCAAACAGUGGAUGUUCCCAGAGGGCAAAUUUAUUCAGAACCUGUCUGGGCACAAUGCCAUCGUUAACACGCUGGCCGUCAACUCCGACGGCGUCCUGGUGUCCGGAGCCGACAACGGGACCGUCCGCUUGUGGGACUGGAGGACCGGCUACAACUUCCAGCAGAUCCACGCCGCCGUGCAGCCCGGUUCCCUGGACAGCGAGUCGGGCAUCUUUGCUUGCAUCUUCGACAACUCGGGAAGCCGUCUGAUCACGGCCGAGGCCGACAAGACCAUCAAAGUCUACAAAGAAGAUGACACCGCUACAGAAGAGAGUCACCCUAUCAGCUGGAAACCAGACAUAUUAAAGAGACAAAUAUUCUAG
Molecule: messenger RNA, 1671 nt
Organism: Nerophis lumbriciformis (worm pipefish)
Lineage: Eukaryota; Metazoa; Chordata; Actinopteri; Syngnathiformes; Syngnathidae
Source: RefSeq, a predicted model, not a curated record